This is a messenger RNA of Protobothrops mucrosquamatus (brown spotted pit viper), 1156 nucleotides long. It is a transcript of the gene UBXN6, whose product is annotated as UBX domain protein 6. Gene Ontology annotation, cellular component: cytoplasm. The transcript has 10 exons. The record is from RefSeq and is a predicted model, not a curated record. Gene Ontology annotation, molecular function: protein binding. Bases 1 to 1119 code for a protein of 372 amino acids. NCBI's taxonomy places the organism in Eukaryota, Metazoa, Chordata, Lepidosauria, Squamata, Viperidae.
AUGAAGAAGUUCUUCCAGGAAAUCAAAGCGGAUUUGAAGUUCAAGACGGCCGGCCCGGGCCAGAAACUCACCGAGUCGCCUAGGGAAAAAUCCACCAAGGAAAAACCCAAACCGGAUGCUCCCAAAUGUCGGCAAGGCCCCACCAACGAGGCUCAGAUGGCUGCGGCCGCUGCCUUGGCUCGGCUGGAACAGAAGCCCAAACCCCGCCCUCCCUCGUCCCAAGACGCCAUCCGGAAUCAGGUGAAAAAGGAGCUUAUGGCUGAAGCGGCGGCGAGCGAUAAAGGGAUCCCUGUGGAUCAGAAGCGUCAUGGCACCUGUUUUUGCGCCCGGAGGUAUCUUGAUAAUAUCUACCUCCACCCGGAGGAGGAGAAAUAUCGAAAAAUCAAGAUUCAGAACAGAGUUUUCCAGGAAAGGAUCCACUGCCUGGAAGGAGCAGACAGUUUUUUCCAGGCGGUUGGAUUCGAAAAGGUUGCUCUGGAUGUCGGAGGACAAGAGGCCACGGAGGACUUCUACGUGCUGAAGGACGAAGCCUUGGAGAAGCUGGAGGACCUGAAAGAGCAGAGGGAGCAGCUGCUGACCGGCGAGCCGGUGAGGGCUCAGCUGGACCGCCAACUCCGCGUGUUCAAGCCGUCUCCACAGGCGUCUCGCUUCGAGCUGCCGAACGACUUCUUCAACCUCACGGCGGAGGAGCUGAGACGAGAGCAGAGGAUGCGGACAGAAGCGAUUGAAAAGGCCUCCAUGCUGAGGACGAAGGCCAUGCGAGAGAAGGAGGAGCAACGGGAGCUGCGCAGAUACAACUACACCCUCGUGCGCGUUCGCUUCCCUGACGGGUACAUCCUGCAAGGGACGUUUUACGCCCGAGAGCCGGUUUGCGCUGUGUUCCAGUUUGUGCGGGAGACUCUGCAGAACGACUGGCUGCCCUUUGAGCUGCUGGCCCCCGGGGGCCACAAGUUGACCGACGAGGGCCUGGCCCUCAACGAGUGUGGACUGGUGCCCUCCGCGCUGCUGACCUUCGUCUGGGACGCCGAGGUCAUGGCGGAUAUCCAAGCCUCCCGGGGCGAGCACAUGGGAAGCGUGCUGAAGCCCGACCUGCUGCUCACGGUGCAGAUGCUCUCCUGAAAAUAAAAGGCGCAAUGGGGUUGGAUCCGGCUCCGUC